This is a messenger RNA of Toxoplasma gondii ME49, 303 nucleotides long. RefSeq lists its product as hypothetical. The transcript has a single exon. Bases 1 to 303 code for a protein of 100 amino acids. The record is from RefSeq and is a predicted model, not a curated record. NCBI's taxonomy places the organism in Eukaryota, Apicomplexa, Conoidasida, Eucoccidiorida, Sarcocystidae.
AUGCCGUCGUCUUCCUCCGCAGACGCACAGGGAGGAAACCGUUUCGAAUGUGUCUCGAGCUCGACAUCUCCUCGCCGAAAAACGCGACAAAAGACGAGGCUGCUUGUCUCCAGCCGCGACGCACCGCGGUGUCUGGCCCUCGCGAAGACGUCCUCUGUAUCCGAACGACACCCCAACCGCAUGUGCGGCGCGGGAAGAGCGGUCCUGGCAGGCGCAAAAGAAUGCGAUUCGGCAGAGAGAGGGAGAGACGAGACAAAAAACGAGGCGAAGGCGAGAGAAAAAGAACGCGUUUUCCUUUCUUGA